AUAGACCCAUGAAGAUGUGGGUCUCCAACACAGUUCAAAACCGGAAUCGAAAGUUCUGGAAAUGUCGCAAUGCUGGGACUGGCAAUAGUUGCGAAUUGUUCUUAUGGGAUGAUGAAAAUGGAGACUCCAUCAAAGGCAAUACAGUGAUUCAUCCAUGUUGCAAGAAGUGUGAGGUACUUCAAAUUCAGUUGGAAUCAGUAACAAAGAAAGUGGUGAAAUUGAAGAUUAAGCUUGAAGCGCAGAGAAGGAAAACUAUGCAGAUCCAGAUUGCUAUUUUUAUGUGUUGUUUGAUAGUUGGUUUAUUGUAUAAUUUCAUGUGAUGAUAGCAAUAUGUAUGACAUUGUGUAUUUUGUUGUU
Messenger RNA from Vicia villosa (hairy vetch), 357 nucleotides. RefSeq lists its product as uncharacterized. NCBI's taxonomy places the organism in Eukaryota, Viridiplantae, Streptophyta, Magnoliopsida, Fabales, Fabaceae. The record is from RefSeq and is a predicted model, not a curated record. The transcript has 2 exons. The coding region runs from base 9 to 320 and encodes 103 amino acids.